Molecule: messenger RNA, 3480 nt
Organism: Entamoeba invadens IP1
Lineage: Eukaryota; Evosea; Mastigamoebida; Endamoebidae
Product: protein kinase domain containing protein
Exons: 1
Biological process (GO): protein phosphorylation
Molecular function (GO): protein kinase activity; ATP binding
Source: RefSeq, a predicted model, not a curated record
GGAUAUUAUAUAAAUGGGAAACGUUGUGGUGUUUGUUCUUAUUCAUGUUCGACAUGUGACGGACCCAAUGCUGACAAUUGUUUGUCAUGCAAAGUGGGUAAAUAUCUCGUUGGUAAAACUUGUGAAAAUUGUGAUGAAAAUUGUGAGUCAACUGAAUUUUGUAGCUCUCAAAAUGGGUGCACCAAAUGUAAAGUUGGGUAUUACCCAGAUAAUAAAAAAUGUUUCCAAUGUAGCACAAUUCGAAACUGUCUCGAGUGCAGCCAAACUGAAAAGAAGUGUACAAAAUGUAUGACAGAAUUCGAAUACAAAAAUGGGUUAUGUCAAUGCAAAGAUUCGAUGUACCAAGUUUCUGAGACAAAAUGUGAUUUCUGUUUUAAUAAGAUAAGCAAUUGUCAGUCUUGUGAAUCUACAACUGGAUUUGAUGAAAAGUGUGAUUAUUGUUUUGCUCCAACUGUUCUCACACUAAAAAACACCUGUGUUUUAUGUGAACAAAAACGUUAUUAUCAAGGUGGUGAAUGUGUCAGGAAUGAUGACGGAUGUUCAAAUCAAAUAAUGAGAAGAGAUUGUUUGAAAUGCGAAAAAGACAAUUACUUACUAAAAGGGAUUUGUAUUAAAAAGGUGGAAAUUCCUUCACAAAAAUGCAUGAAAGAGUCUUUAAAAACAUGUGAAGAUUGUGGUGUUGGUAUCACUACAAAUGGUAGUUGUGUGCCAUUGCCUCCAGGUGUAAAAUAUUAUAUAAAUGAUACCACUCUUGAGUGUACUGAUAAUUUUGAAAAUUACGAAAACGAGUGUGUAGCAAUAGAAUCUAUUGGAACUAAAUUCAGAAAUGGGAAGUAUUAUUUAUGUGGAGAAAGACAACGACUUAAUAAUGAAAAUACGUGUGCUGCUUGUCAAGAUAAUUCAUUACAAUGUUCAUUUUCUGAAAACAAAGAAAGGAUACUGAAAUGCAAUGAAAAAUAUUCGAUUGAUUAUUUUAAUGAGACUUGCUUCAUUGAUGUAAAUUGUAAACAAUUGAUAAAUGGUGUUUGUGUAAAAUGCGAAGGACCGAUUUCAAAAAACAGAUGCUCGAAAUGUGAAUCGAUUGAAUAUUGUAAAGUGAUGGAACGGGAUUGUAAAUGUGAUGUAUGUGACAAGGACAAACUUCUAACCAAAAAUAGUUGUAUUCCAAAAGAUAAUAAAAAUUGUAAAAUUUCAAAUGGACGUGGUUGCACAAAAUGUGAAAAUAGGUAUUUUCGAAGUGGUUCGCCUGAGACAUUUUGCAAGAAAGAAAACGAAACAAUAUUAUAUGCCAAACAUGACACAGAUGAAAAUUACACAAUUAUGGAGUGUAUGAAUGGGUACUACUUAUCUGGCGAAAAUACAUGUAAAGUUAUGCCAAAAAAUAUUUCACCCAUUUUGAUGUCAAAUUUAUAUAAUUUUAAAGAAAAGGGAUACCAAGUUAAGUAUCUACAUGAAGAAGAUCAUUGCGAAACAAAAAAUCAAAAGGGGUGCUUGGAGUGCAGUUACGGCUAUUUCCUUAAAAAUUAUAAGUGUCUUAGUUGUCCUCAAAAUUGCACAACUUGCUACAGUGAAACGAUCUGUCUGUCAUGUAUAAAAAACAAUUAUUUGACCAAAAAGGAUGUCUGUGAAGAUUCUGCUAAGCUUGGAUCAAAAUGUGACAUUCCGAUACCCGGGUAUAUUGGUUGUGCUAUUUGUAAGGAUGGAUUUUUUAAAUUGCGAUUGGACUGUGAAUUCUGUGACAAGUCGUGUAAGCAAUGCCACAACAACCAUACGUGCAUUUCUUGUGCUGAUAAUUAUUACAGCAUCCCAACUGAAUCAUCAUUAUGUCAACCCUAUUCAUCUCUUCUUCAUUGCGCAGAAAAGACACAACUUGGAUGUGCUGUAUGUGAUGAUGGUUAUUACCUGAGAACAGUUGUUCCAAGAUGCACAAAAUGUCCACAAGGAUGCUCGUUAUGUUCUUCGAAUGACACGUGUCAGGCGUGUAAAGAUGAUUAUGUUUUAAUCAAUGAAAAAUGCAACAAUAUUUUUGAAAUUAGUUUCUGUAAAGCUGCCAAAAACUCGGUUUGUACUUCAUGUGAAGGUCUUAGAAAGCCGAAUGAAAUUGGUACCAGGUGUAUUGAAAUCAACAAGGCGUUAUUUAUCUCACUCUUGACGAUAGGAUUGGUCAUUUUUGUCUCAAUAAUAAUUGCGAUCAUUGGACUUGUAAUUGCCUUUAUUAUGUUUAAAAGAAAAGAAAAGAAAAAAAUGAAGAACAUCUGUAUUUUCGAUAUGGAUGAAUCCAAUGUCAAUUUCACUAACUUAAGCAAAAAGGUUUCAACUAAUAAGCCUGUUUUGCAUUUUGAAAAUCAGUACAGUGGAGGAAAAAUUGAGGUUGGCAAUGAGUCAAAAGAGCUUAUUUGUAUAGGUAACAUGACGCGUCAUCGAAUUAAAAUCCAAAUGAAAGUGAAAGAAAAUACAGAAAAGUAUACUCUUAAAAUUGUCCCUCAAGUAAUAUCUCUGAAACGUGGAGAAGCUUGUGAAUUUGAAGUCUUUUUACUACCAAAUUACACAUGUAACAUUGAAGACAAAAUUGCAUGUGUUUGUUUGGAUUUCCGUGAAGGAAAAGAGGAGGUCAAUUUUAUCAAAUUGAUGGCCUCAACUGAAUCUUCAUGUCGACUUGAUUAUGAUGAAUUGGAUAUUCAGAAGAAACUUGGGGAAGGAUCCUUUGGUAUUGUUUUCAAAGGUACUUACAGAGGGAACGAUGUGGCAAUUAAGAAGAUGAAAGCGAUGGAUGUUGACCAAGUCCACAAAUUGGAUGAAUUUGAAAAGGAAGUUGCGAUGUUAGAGAAGUUCAAGUGUGAAUAUAUCGUUCAUUUUUAUGGAGCUUGUUUCAUACCAGGGAGAGUAUGUAUGGUUACUGAAUUCGCGCCAUUUGGUUCUUUACAAGAUGUUAUCAGCAAGAAAUCAAAUAAAGAGUUGGAACAAUACGAGAAGGUCAAAAUCAUGAUAGAUGCAGCAAGAGGUAUAUUAUAUUUACACUCCAAUGGCAUUUUGCAUAGAGAUAUCAAACCAGACAACAUAUUGGUAUUUUCACUCAACUUUAAUGCAAAUUUCCCAUCAAAACUGACUGACUUUGGCUCAUCAAGAAAUAUUAAUAUGAUGAUGACUAAUAUGACAUUUACGAAAGGUAUUGGAACACCAACAUAUAUGGCACCUGAGAUUUUGAAACUUGAAAAGUACACCAUGUCAAGUGAUAUCUUCUCUUUUGGAAUAACGAUGUACGAGUGCUUUGGGUGGUGUGAGGCUUAUCCAAAAAACACAUUCAAGUUUCCAUGGAAAAUAGCCGAGUUUGUAACAACAGGAGAACGACUGCCCAUCAAAGAUAAUAUGAGUCAAGAAAUGUAUGAAAUCAUUACAAAAUGUUGGGAACAAAAAUCGCUGGAUAGAAUCGAGUGUGGAGAGGUUGUUGAAAUGUUGGUAAAUCUUCAACGUAAUUCGUGA